AUGACCGACCUAACACCCACUAUCAGCCAGCUAGUCUCAUCCAAGCAUGGCCCCCAAAUUCACUCCCCAAAAACCCACCCGUCAACCGAAACAGCCGACGAAUUUCUGAAGGAGGCAUAUCGCAUCUACUCACACAUACAAUCCCUCCUCCAAUACCUCCAAUCAAUCCGCCACGCCUACCUAACCACAACAGCACCCUCACAACGCCGCGCCCAAACCCAAACUCAACCACACGCAACAUCCCAACACCUCACAGAAUCAGAGCGCGACGCAGUCGACUCCUCAACAGCCCUUCUACUCCGCGAUCUCGCAGCCUCAAUCUCAAACCUCGCCUCCGCCGAAUCCCUCCGCCAAGAUACCGAAGCUACCAUUCUCCGCAAACGAUACGGACAUAGCGCCGCGGGCGCUCUUCUUUUCCGCUGGGCCGGCGGUGGCGGACCAGGCGAUGAUGACGCGCAAGGAAAAUCCGCAGAGCAGGUGCGAGCCGAGGAAAGCGCGAGAGUUAUUCGUACAGUGCGCGAGAGCGUACUGUGGCUUUUGAGACGUGGGCUGGAAGGCGCAGCGAGCGUGCAGCGGGAGAUGGUGGAGAAGAGAAUUGAGCGCGUGCGUGAGAAGGAGAAGAGUGUUUUGUAUAAAACUGCGGGGUCGAAGACUGGACCCGAAUCUGGGUCUGGAUCCUCUACGGCGCAGGGUUCCGAAAGACAAGGUUAUAAUAAGGCUUCUUUAUCUGCGUUGCCGAUGCCUGACGCGGUGCACUUGAGCGAGGCCGAUACGGCGCAGAUUGAGGCGCAGCUGUCGCCGGAGCAGUUGCAGCUCUUUGCGGAGGAGAAUGAUACUAUGCUGCGCCAUUAUGAGGAUACGCUGGGCAAAGUGCAAAAGGCUGAGAAGUCUCUUAUUGAGAUCUCGUCGCUGCAGAAUACGCUCGUCUCGCAUCUUGCUACACAGGAAGAGUAUAUUUCGCAAUUGGUCAGUGAUGCGGAUACAACUAGUACGAAUGUCGGACGUGGAAACAAGGAGCUUAAGCGUGCGACUGAGCGUCGGAGUACGGCGCAGGCCGUGUUUUGGGGGACUGUGGGCUUGUGUACUUGGCUUGUUGUGUGGGAUUUGGUCUUUUAA
Messenger RNA from Penicillium odoratum, 1116 nucleotides. RefSeq lists its product as uncharacterized. The coding region runs from base 1 to 1116 and encodes 371 amino acids. The transcript has 3 exons. Lineage: Eukaryota; Fungi; Ascomycota; Eurotiomycetes; Eurotiales; Aspergillaceae. The record is from RefSeq and is a predicted model, not a curated record. Gene Ontology annotation, biological process: retrograde vesicle-mediated transport, Golgi to endoplasmic reticulum. Gene Ontology annotation, cellular component: SNARE complex; endoplasmic reticulum.